AUGAGCACAGGUUUUAUUAACCACUUAACCUAUUUUCUGGCUGCUGGUGCCGUUAGUCUGGGAAUCGGUUUCUUUGCUUUGGCGUCUGCUUUGUGGUUCCUGAUUUGCAAAAGAAGAGAAAUAUUUCAAAGUCCCAAAGUUAAAUCAACUGAUGAAAAGGUGAUGCAAGGACCACCCAAAUCGAAGAUUAAAUCUCAUUCUCAGUGUGUUUUCAUUUCCCGAAACUUUCAUGCUGGCCGAUCUCAACCAAAGGUGGAGCAAAGAGAAAGGGAAGCACCACAAAUAAAAGCAAUCAACUCUAAAGGUGAAUUCUGCCCUCUGGCUCCUGCUGUCCAUGAGUCCCCUGAGAUGAUCUCAGUAGCAAAUGCCAGCAGUGUGACACUGAGCUUGUCAACGUCGGUCUCUAGUUCUUAUUGCAGCCAAAGCGUGGAAGCAGCUGAUGACUGGUUUUCUGAUGAUUCUUUAGAAAACAAGAAUGCCCCAGAGCCUUUACUUGGGGAAUCUCUAGCAGAAAAGGUGUUUGCAUACCUGUCAACCAUUUCGUUAGAAGAAUGGCCUGGAACCACAAUGAAUGUGACAUUUUGUGGCGAUCAAAAUGAUGAUAGCAUUAAGGAAAAGUUUUUACAAAGAAAUGCAGAGGUUGGCACGCACAACCUUCAGGAUGAUAUUGAAUGA
Molecule: messenger RNA, 675 nt
Organism: Cricetulus griseus (Chinese hamster)
Lineage: Eukaryota; Metazoa; Chordata; Mammalia; Rodentia; Cricetidae
Source: RefSeq, a predicted model, not a curated record